AAUAAAACGUGCAUUUCUGGAGAAAGGUGUGCAGUCCCUGGACAGAUUGCACUUUUGCCUUUGUAAAUCUACGCCAGUUCUUUCACAACUCGCAAAACACAAAACACACUUUAAAGCGGUGCAACAGCUGACUAGAAACAGAAUGCAUUGCAGGGAGAUCUGAAAUGUGAUGCUGUGUGAGAUGGCUGCUGCAUGCCAUGCUGCAUGGACUAAUGUAGUUGUCUAUAAACUGCAUUGCCAGUGCAUCGCACCCCUGAGACUAUUUUCACUAUUGUAGAACUACUGUAGUGUACUAAUAAGCAAAGAAAAUUAAUAGUGGAGGAGGAGCAAACUGAUAACUGCAAUCAUCAUUUGGACUGCCUAAUUGAAAAGCUGGAGGGAGAGUUAAUUGUUUCAGACUAUGCGGGAUAUUGAGCGACCUCUGUUGGAAAAGGUUAGUAACACAUGAAAUCACAUUACAAUUAAGAGAAGUUGCACAAAACUGAGAGAAAAUACGCAAAAUAAAAUACCAACAUGAUGAUGAGGCUCACUUAUAUAUGACAGGAUAACGAAUUGACAAAUCAAAUAAUCAAAUAAGAUUAAAUAACUAUUGCGCAUCAUACAUAACUGGUAUUAAAUUCAUUAUAUCGACUGUGAAGAGAAAAAGUUACAGAGAUAUCGACCCUGUCCAGAAACAGCAGGAAGUCAGGAGGUUGAAGUUUGCUGUUCACAUUUGUCAUGUGCUGAAAAAAGUGGCGCAGCCCAUCAGCUCAGCGAGAGCAACCCAGAUCGCUCAAACUUUUCAGUGCGCGCACGCCUUCAUGUGUCCAGACUUGUAAAUUGGAAUAACUUCGUCCGAGCUCGUUAUUCCGCGUACAAAAGUUGCCCAGGCAAACUAUGUGCGCUGAUUGCCCGAGUGCUGGUGUGGAGAAGGACCCAGAGAGCCAAGUUUUAACCCCAGGCGGGAUGGAGUCGCAAACAAAGCCACAUCGCGGUGAAGGUGUUUGUCAGAGAGGAUGCGGUCUCCUGCUGUCCGGUCUGGACGUAAGUAAAGGGGAGCACUGCUGUGUGGAGGCGCUCCGCACUGUCGCCGAUGCUUUGGAGGAGAGAAGCGUAACUUUGGAACACGAAACCCGGAUAGCGAGGCUCAGGUGGAACAGGAGGGAGCAGUGCCUUUUAGCCCAGGUGUCAACUCUGCAGAACCAGGCUCAACUCGACGCACUCAAGUACCAAAGGAGGCUUAACCAGUACUUGGUGCACAUCCGCAGUAUUGCAGAACAGUUAGCUGGUUACUGCAAGAGUGACUCCAGCCUAGCUGCUGACAUGGAGAGCAAGGUAUCAGAUAAUGAGGAAAUGGCACAGGGUCAAACCAAAGCACACCAGGUGAAUGGAAAAGAGUUGUCCAAGUCCAGCCAUGAAGAAACUGUGGAAGCCUUUCGCCCUGCCAAGGACCCCGUCGUGGUGCAGGUCAUCCGGCGGACCCCCAGCGGGCGCCCCCAUGGCCCCCCUCAGGAAAUCCAUGUGGUGGAUGUGUGCACUCAGACUGACAUCACCUUUGAACACAUCAUGGCGCUGGCAAAACUCCGGCCUUCAACCCCUCCUGUGCCUGACGUCUGUCCCUUCCUGCUUUCUGACAGCUGUCAUUCCCUUCAUACAAUGAACCAGGAUUACUACGAAGGGACUGACUACCUCUCCCCUGUACCCGCUGAUGGAGACAGGACAGAGGAGUUUGAGUAUGAGGAAGUAGAACUGUGUCGACUCAACAGCCAAGAGAAGCUGGGCCUAACUCUGUGCUACAGGACAGAUGAAGAAGAAGAUGUGGCCAUCUAUGUUAGCGAGAUAAGUCCAAACAGCAUCGCUGCCAGAGAUGGACGAAUCCGGGAGGGGGAUCGCAUUUUACAGAUUAAUGGCCAGGAUGUACAGGACAGGGAGGAAGCCAUGGCUGCACUCUCCAGUGACGAGUGCAGGAACAUCAUACUGCUGGUUGCCAGACCUGAGAUGCAGCUGGAAGAAGCCUGGCUGGAUGAUGAACAUAGUGAGUUCCUGGAGCAACUGAAGAUGGAAAUGUUGGAGGAGCAGCAAAGAGAGGAAAUGGAAUUAGCUGCCUUACAAGAGGAACAGGAGAAUGAACAGAGAACAGAGGAUGAUAAGCCCACUUGUUCCACACUCCCUCAUCAUAAGGACAAUGUACUGAGCAUAAAGGACAGGAUGGGGAACUCGCAGCAUAAUGUCAUGGCACAUAUCCAGAAACGUCUGUCCCAGUGCCUGAAAGACAGUCGGGACACGCACUCUACCACCAGCUCCAUGCGGCUAGACGACAAAACGGAUGAGGAUGAGGAUGAAGCAGAAGGUGAUCGCUUCCAGCAGCUCUUGGAACUGAAAUGUCAAAUACGCAACAGCGGCGAGUACGACCUGUUCUACAGCCGCCGGAGCACUAUUGAGUGCAGCAUGGGGGAGCAGGCGGGGGUACAGCACGAGCUGCGUAUGCUCAAUGAGGAACUGCGCAGCAUCGAGCUUGAAUGUCAGAACAUCAUGCAGGCCCACAAACUUCGUAAGGGUCAGCAGUCUCCCUCAGUGGGCCAUUCUACACCCUCCACCAAAAUCCAAAGCUUUCACCGCGGUGAGCCCUCAAAGGGUAAGCUGGCCGACAUUAACGAGAGGCUAGAGAAAUCGGACAAGGACAGCUCCAGUGCCUACAACACAGCAGAGAGUUCACGCAGCACCCCUCUGGCAAUGGACCGCUCCCCGGAGCACUCACUCCAGAGAAUGGUUAGUCUUACAAACCAGAGGAACCUCUGCAGCGGCCUCGCUGCUGGUCAUUCUCUUAGCCUGAGCCCCAUCCCAGCGUGCCGCGCUCCAGUCCUGGGUAAGAGCAGCAGCCCUGACCACAGCAAUCCUUCUGAGUCAGACCAAACACCUCAGGCUGAGGAAGAGAGCAGAGGGAAACUAAACCAAAGCGCUUCCCGAAAUCCAUACUUCUCACCUUCUCACAGUUCCCAGCAGAGGCAGACCAACAUCCCAGCUCACGCCCGCCACUACCAGAGCUACAUGCAGCUGAUACAACAGCGCUCAGCUGUAGAGUACGCUCAGAGCCAGCUCAGUCUACUUAGCGUCUGUAAAGAGCCUCAGAGGCCCAUUACAGAGCCCAAGAUGGAGUGGAAGGUCAAGAUCCGUAGUGACGGUACCCGCUACAUCACCAAGAGGCCUGUGAGAGACAAGAUCCUGAAGGAGCGAGCCCUAAAGAUUAAAGAGGAACGCAGCGGGGGAAUGACGACAGAUGACGACGCAAUGAGUGAAAUGAAGAUGGGGAGGUACUGGAGUAAAGAGGAAAGAAAGCAGCACCUCGUCAGAGCGAAAGAACAGCGGAAGAGGCGAGAGUUCAUGCAGCGCAGUCGGCUGGAGAGCUUGAGGGAGAACCCUCAGAGCAGCAGUGAGGGUCGAAAGGAAGUCAGCAUCAUAGAGCUCAGCCACAAGAAGAUGAUGAAGAAACGCAACAAGAAGAUCUUGGAUAACUGGAUGACAAUCCAGGAGCUGAUGACUCAUGGUACCAAGGCCCCAGAGGGAGCUAAGGUACACAAUGCCUUCCUUUCAGUCACUACUGUAUAAAAAAACAAAAGAAACACACACAUUCUACCCCAUGUGGUACGACAUACUUGCCUCGUUAAAUGUGGCAUUUUUACAUGGACAAUAGGAAUAUUUUUCACACUUUGUAACCCAAAAAAAGCAUUUUGUAAAGAAUUUAU
Molecule: messenger RNA, 3722 nt
Organism: Pundamilia nyererei
Lineage: Eukaryota; Metazoa; Chordata; Actinopteri; Cichliformes; Cichlidae
Product: PDZ domain-containing RING finger protein 4
Exons: 9
Coding region: 877-3585 (902 amino acids)
Molecular function (GO): protein binding
Source: RefSeq, a predicted model, not a curated record